AUGGAAAACAAAAUGGAGAUUCCUCAAAAAAACUGGAAAUUGAGCUCCCAUACGAUCCAGCUAUACCACUCCUACCAAGACUCUGCUUCCUCUCCGCCUUUCAACUUCAACUACAGUGACUAUGACCUCCCUCUAGAUGAGGAGGAAGACGUGACCAAGACCCGGACCUUCUUUGCAGCUAAGAUUGUCAUUGGCAUAGCCCUCGCAGGCAUCAUGCUGGUGUGUGGUAUUGGCAACUUUGUCUUUAUUGCCGCCCUGGCCCGCUAUAAGAAGCUGCGCAACCUCACCAACCUGCUCAUUGCCAACCUGGCCAUCUCCGACUUCCUGGUGGCCAUCGUCUGCUGCCCCUUUGAGAUGGACUACUAUGUGGUGCGCCAGCUUUCCUGGGAGCAUGGCCGUGUGCUCUGUACCUCUGUCAACUACUUACGGACUGUAUCUCUCUAUGUCUCCACCAAUGCCCUGCUGGCCAUCGCCAUCGACAGGUAUCUGGCCAUUGUUCACCCCUUAAAGCCACGCAUGAAUUACCACACGGCCUCCUUCCUCAUCGCCCUGGUCUGGGGGGUGUCCGUCCUCGUGGCCAUCCCCUCGGCUUACUUCACCACCGAGACGGUCCUCUUCAUCGUCAAAAGCCAGGAGAAGAUCUUCUGCGGCCAGAUCUGGCCCGUAGAGCAGAAGCUCUACUACAAGUCCUACUUCCUCUUCAUCUUCGGGGUGGAGUUCGUGGGGCCAGUGCUGGCCAUGGCCCUGUGCUAUGCCCGGAUCUCCCAAGAACUCUGGUUCAAGGAGGUGCCCGGCUUCCAGACGGAGCAGAUCCGCAAGCGACUGCGCUGCCGUCGCAAGACCGUCCUGGUGCUCAUGGGCAUCCUCACAGCCUAUGUGCUCUGCUGGGCCCCCUUCUACGGCUUCACCAUCGUCCGUGACUUCUUCCCCACCCUGAUUGUCAAGGAGAAGCACUACCUCACCGCCUUCUACGUGGUCGAGUGCAUCGCCAUGAGCAACAGCAUGAUCAACACCGUGUGCUUCAUCACCGUCAAGAACAACACCAUCAAGUACUUCAAGAAGAUGCUGCGGCUCCACUGGCGUCCCUCCCACAGUGGGAGCAAGUCCAGCGCUGACCUGGACCUCAAAACCAGCGGCAUGCCCGCCACUGAAGAGGUGGACUGCAUCAGGCUGAAGUGA
Molecule: messenger RNA, 1179 nt
Organism: Suncus etruscus (white-toothed pygmy shrew)
Lineage: Eukaryota; Metazoa; Chordata; Mammalia; Eulipotyphla; Soricidae
Gene: PROKR2
Product: prokineticin receptor 2
Exons: 3
Coding region: 1-1179 (392 amino acids)
Biological process (GO): neuropeptide signaling pathway
Cellular component (GO): membrane
Molecular function (GO): neuropeptide Y receptor activity
Source: RefSeq, a predicted model, not a curated record